AUGUAUAUAACAAGUUCACUACUAUAUAUUUCUAAUAUAUAUUCAACAAAAGCUAAUUUUGUUACAAGAAAAAUGGAGGUGAUGAAUAGGAGAUCAUCAUCAUUUUCUGAUGGAAAAAUUAGAAUGAUACAAGGAGCAAUAUUAGCUUUAGCACUUACAAUAUUUCUUGGGAAUUUAAUGAUGUGGAUUAUUAUGCCAACUUUUACAUAUUAUCAAAAAUGGGUUCCUGUUCUUGUUGCUGCCACCAAUUCCACAUUCUUUGAUAUUCAAGGUCCCAUUAUGAUGAACUUCACAUUCCCAAUCUUAUUCAUAGCUGUUUUGGGCUGUCUUUAUGUUCAUCUAGAGAAGAAAAAAAGUGAUAUUGUCACUUCAUCAUAUUGCAAUAAGGAUUGGUUGAAGAUAUUGAAGAAGCCAAAAAUCAUCAAACCAUUAGGAAUAGUGACAUGGAUAGAACUAAUUUUUCUAGCCAUGUUUAUUAUUCUAUGUGUUUGGUAUUUCUCAGCAUUUGUCUAUUUUCACUAUAGUACCAUUACUACUUAUGCAGCAACUAAAGGAGUUGAAGUGUGGCAAGCAAGAAUUGAUAGGUUGGCUUUAGUAAUAGGGUUAACAGGAAAUAUAUGUUUAACAUUUCUAUUUUAUCCAGUAAGUAGAGGCUCUUCAAUUUUGCCUCUUUUGGGAUUAACUUCAGAAGGCAGCAUCAAAUAUCAUAUAUGGUUGGGACAUAUGGCUAUGACACUUUUCACUAUUCAUGGUCUUCUUUUUAUUCUAUUUUGGGCCGUCUCUGGGAGAUUACAUGAGAUGUUGACAUGGGAUCCACAUUACAUAUCAAAUGUACCUGGAGAACUUGGUUUACUAGUUGGAUUAAUAUUGUGGGCAACAACAUUUCCAGCAAUUAGAAGAAGAAUGUUUGAAGUCUUCUUCUACACUCACUAUCUCUACAUUCUAUUCAUGGUUUUCUACCUACUCCACACUGGAAUGUUCUAUGCCUGCAUUAUGCUCCCAGGUUUCUUCCUCUUCUUGAUCGAUCGAUACUUGAGAUUCUUGCAAUCCAAGCAAAAAGUUCGUUUGAUUUCAGCCCGAGUUUUGACUUGUGAAACUGUUGAACUCAACUUCUCCAAAAUAUCAGGUUUGGAGUACUCUCCUACGAGCGUUAUGUUCCUAAACGUGCCAAGCAUAUCCAAAUUGCAGUGGCAUCCAUUCACUGUAACUUCAAACAGUAACUUAGAAUCAGAUACAAUUAGUGUUGUCAUCAAAUGUGAAGGAAGCUGGACUAAGAAGCUUUACAGUGUCAUGUCAUUGCCUAAGCCAGUCGAUCGUCUUGACGUUUCUGUUGAAGGACCCUAUGGACCUGCUUCCACUCAUUUCCUAAGGCAUGAUACAUUGGUGUUGAUCAGUGGAGGGAGUGGAAUAACUCCAUUCAUUUCCAUCGUCAGAGAGCUGAUUUAUAUGAGCUCAACACUGAAAUGCAAAACUCCGAAGAUCUUAUUAGUUAGUGUGUUCAGGAAUACUUCACAACUCUCUAUGUUAGACCUUCUUUAUCCUAUAGCAGGCACUCCUUCAGGAUGUUCUUCUAAUCUUGACCUACAAGUUGAGGCUUAUAUAACCAGAGAGACUGAACCAGCACAAGAAAAAACCGAACCCCUACGGACCAUUUUGUUCAAACCUGACCACUCUGAUGCACCCAUAACCCCCAUUUUAGGCCAGAACAACUGGCUCUGGCUUGCAGCUAUAAUAUCGUCUUCGUUUGCUCUGUACCUUCUAUUUGUGGGACUUCUUUACCAAUACUAUGUUUACCCUAUGGACCAUGGUACUAACCAGGUAUUCCCAUACCACACAAGGGCUUUAUUUAACAUGUUGUUUAUAGCAGCUGCUAUAGUAAUUGCAGCAAGUGCAGCCUUCCUAUGGAACAAGAAGAAAAGUGCUAGGGAAACUAAGCAGAUUCAGGACAUGGCAGAUUCAGCAAAAUCUUUGAACUCAUUAAUAGCUUAUGCUGAUCAAGAGCUAGAAAGUCUUCCUCAACAGUCGCUCGACAAAUCUAUCAAGACACAUUAUGGCCACAGACCUGAUCUCAAGCGAAUAUUGCUAGAAGUUAAAGGAUCAAGUGUUGGAGUACUUGCCUCUGGACCGAAGACCUUGAGACAUGACGUAGCAGCCAUUUGCUCAUCUGAGUUGGUUGAAAAUCUGCACUUUGAGUCCAUCAGCUUCACCUGGUGAUUUCAAGAGCUACCUUACAAGUCUCAAUAGCAGUACCUAUGCAGAUAUUAUGCCCUGUAAUAUGCUCCAGUGUUCUGGUUGGAUCAAUAUGUGUGUUUAAAAUAGGUAUUCUGGGUAUGGUUGCCCAAGAUAACAUUACUUUUUGUUGAAUAUAAUAUGUAAGGUAUUGUAAGUAGCCUUUGGAAGAGGAAAUAAGGUUCAUGGGAUUUGAAUAGAACCUGUAUUUGUCUGAGAAAUUAGACUAAACAAGGUCUGAAACUUCCUAGUUCCCUAGUUUUUAUCUUCCAACAACAAAUUCAAAUUCCA
Solanum pennellii is the source of this 2520-nucleotide messenger RNA. RefSeq names its product ferric reduction oxidase 2-like. The record is from RefSeq and is a predicted model, not a curated record. Bases 1 to 2214 code for a protein of 737 amino acids. Gene Ontology annotation, cellular component: plasma membrane. The transcript is spliced from 8 exons. NCBI's taxonomy places the organism in Eukaryota, Viridiplantae, Streptophyta, Magnoliopsida, Solanales, Solanaceae. Gene Ontology annotation, molecular function: oxidoreductase activity.